AUGGCGGAUCAGACCGAGAGGGCGUUCCAGAGGCAGCUUGGUGCCCAGAGGGGGUACAACAAGUCGACCAAGAAGACCCCCGGGAAGGCAGGUGCUCGUUUCUACAAGAACAUCGGCCUGGGCUUCAAGACCCCCAAGGAGGCCAUCGAGGGCAACUACAUCGACCACAAGUGCCCCUUCACCGGCAACAUCUCCAUCCGCGGCCGCAUCCUGGUCGGCAAGGUCAAGUCCACCAAGAUGACGCGCACGCUGGUCCUGCGCCGCGACUACCUGCACUACAUCCGCAAGUACCAGCGGUACGAGAAGCGCCACACCAACAUCGCCGCGCACAUCUCCCCGGCGUUCCGCGCCAGCGAGGGCGACACCGUCAUCGUCGGCCAGUGCCGGCCGCUGUCCAAGACCGUGCGCUUCAACGUGCUGCGCGUCGUGCCCGCCGGGUCCAAUGGCAAGAAGGGCUUUGCCGCCUUCUGA
This is a messenger RNA of Auxenochlorella protothecoides, 471 nucleotides long. RefSeq names its product 40S ribosomal protein S11. Gene Ontology annotation, molecular function: structural constituent of ribosome. Gene Ontology annotation, biological process: translation. The coding region runs from base 1 to 471 and encodes 156 amino acids. Gene Ontology annotation, cellular component: ribosome; cytosolic small ribosomal subunit. The transcript has 4 exons. Lineage: Eukaryota; Viridiplantae; Chlorophyta; Trebouxiophyceae; Chlorellales; Chlorellaceae. The record is from RefSeq and is a predicted model, not a curated record.